Messenger RNA from Verticillium nonalfalfae, 3192 nucleotides. RefSeq lists its product as uncharacterized. Gene Ontology annotation, biological process: protein phosphorylation; intracellular signal transduction. The record is from RefSeq and is a predicted model, not a curated record. Gene Ontology annotation, cellular component: cytoplasm. Lineage: Eukaryota; Fungi; Ascomycota; Sordariomycetes; Glomerellales; Plectosphaerellaceae. The transcript is spliced from 6 exons. Gene Ontology annotation, molecular function: protein serine/threonine kinase activity; ATP binding. The coding region runs from base 1 to 3192 and encodes 1063 amino acids.
AUGUCGGAAGGCGGGCGUCCCAAGUCGUCCGCGGCGGUUCGGCCUCCUCUGGGCGACGCUACUUAUCGGAUCAACAACAACCUGCCCAACGCAUCAGCCAAGUCGCCCAAGUCUCAUGGCCCCGAAGCCAACGGUGCUCGAAUUGACCCUGUCGUUUCACUCGUCAAUCCUGAUAUUGAGAUGUCGGAUGAACCUACUGUGUCCGAGCCGCAUGCUCACGACGGAGGCCACAACUGUGCUGCGCCGCCUUCGGGACCGCAACCGCGACAUCCGCGAACGAGGGCCGUCCAAGAAACCGACCCCUCUAAGCGAGUCUCGCAAGCAUCUACUGCCCCUUCGAGUAAUAGAAGCAGCAAUUGCAGCUACAAGACCCAGGUUGGGCCUUGGCAGCUGGGCAAGACGUUAGGGAAGGGGUCAUCAGCACGCGUUCGACUGUGCCGACACCGCCUCUCCGGAGAACUCGCUGCCGUCAAGAUCAUUCCGAAGAAGACGGCAUAUCUGAUUCAACACGGCAGCCUCGCCGCUCUCCACCAGUACGAUGAUAGUCUCCCAGACCGGAUCGACGGCGAAAUGCGUGUGCCAAUGUCCAUCGAGCGUGAAGUCGCCAUUCUCAAGCUUGUUGACCACCCCAACGUCAUGAAGGUGUACGAUAUUUGGGAGAAUCGCUCAGAAAUCUAUCUGGUGCUCGAAUACGUCGACAAGGGUGACCUCUUCGACUACAUCAAUACCAAUGGGCGUCUCAACGAGGAGGCGGCCAUGUACUUUUUUCGACAGAUCAUGAGCGCCAUGCAACAUUGCCACGCCUUCAACAUCUGUCAUCGCGACUUGAAGCCUGAGAACAUCCUGCUGAACGCCGAAAACCAGAUCAAGAUUGCAGACUUUGGCAUGGCUGCCUUGCAUCAGUCUGAAGGCCAUCGUCUUGAAACUGCGUGUGGCAGUCCACACUAUGCUGCGCCUGAGCUGCUGAAGAACAAGCACUACCGCGGAGACAGGGCUGAUGUAUGGUCAAUGGGUGUUAUUCUUUACGCCAUCCUGGCUGCUCGACUGCCUUUCGACGACCCCGACAUUCGCGUCCUCCUUGCAAGGACCAAAAAAGGGAUAUACGAGAUGCCCGAGUUUCUCAGUCCCGAAGCAAAGGACCUCAUAUGUCGCAUGCUCCAAGUCAAUCCAGACAUUCGAAUCAGUCUCAAAGACAUGUGGCGCCACCCCUUGAUUCGGAAGUACGAUUACCUCGACAGUUUUGGCACCAAAGCUGGGCAGCCACGAAACAUCCGUGAAGGUUUCGACUACACCCCUCUGAAGCCUCAGGAGGUCGACGACCAUCUAGUGAGACAAUUACGCUCGCUGUGGCACAUGUUCUCUGAACAUCAGAUCAAGCUCAUGCUUCUCGAUUCAUCUAAAAAUGAUCAAAAACUCUUUUACUGGCUGCUCCAGCAGUAUCGACAGAAACAACUGGAAAAUUUUCUUCCGGAAGUCUCUCAAUCACCGAGCGACUAUCAUCACCUUCACCAGCCAGCCUGGAAGAAGCGUGUGUCAACCUGCGAGUUCACUCAGCCGCGAGCUCACGGCCACGGCAGAAGCAUUUCCAAGUUUACUGUCAUCUCUAAUGUUCCUGACACCGACGUCGGUACGGUCAAGAGCUAUGAUCCGUACAACUCUAGUCGUCCCAUGCGUGCGAAUUCGCAAGUAAGCCAUGCCAGAAUUGUCGUGCACCGGAGAAAUCAACCCAGCAAGAGCUAUGCCCGAGAAGACACGUAUACCUCCCAGAUCACCAGGACGGGCACACGGUCGACUGGUCGCCACACACGAGUCGACUCGCAGCGAACUGCUGUUAGCGGUCGCUUCCCGUCAUCACGAGGCUCCAUGGGUUCAGUGGCGAGCAGUCGGCAGGGAGGAUCUUAUAGUCGCCCAGCUUCGCGCCGCAAACGCAGAGUCGACUUUUCCCAGGCCAGGAACCCAUCAGUCGAUCAUCGCCGCGGGAAGCAGAGCAUUCGACGGGGAGCAAUGAGCAACGCAAGUAACCCUCUAGCACCGCGUCAGUCAGAAAAGGCUUCUGAAAACGUCCUCAGUCCCCCGAAGCUCCGCAAGCACGUGGACAUCGAGAGAUCGCGCAUCGUUUCUGCACCUCCUAGAACGCCUCGAAGUCGGGCAGAUGCUGACGGACUGGAUUACCUGUCUCGCGUAGGCGAAACGAUUCGAGUCGUCAACUCUCCCACAGCAACAAGCCCCGUGCCAGCACCACUCAAUGUACGAAAGAAGCAUUCCCAUCAGCUAGCUAGUGCGGUCGAAGGCGCCGGCCUGCGUCAAGUGUACAUGCACGGUGCGAUUCACGAUAAUAGGCCUCCCGCGGGGCUGUCUGAGUCUCGCAUCAGUUCGCAGGGUACGGAUUCUGUACGGAAGAAAAAGUCCUGGUUCAAGCGAUCUGCCAAGGAGGAUGAUCAGCGCGAGGCGAGCAUCCGCACCAAACAGACUUGUAGCUCCCGUGAAACGACCGACACAAGGCCAUGUACUACGGCUACUCAGUCGACCAUCGACUAUAGCACUGAAGCGACGUCGCCGUCUCGCCACCAUUCUGGACAACUCUCGCCGCCUCAGAAGAAGAAGUCGUUUGGACUAUUGUUCUGGAAGAGUAACAAGGCAGAGAACCGCAUGAGCAUCGCUGGGCCCGAUUACGAGGACUCGCCAUCACCCGAAUCUCGCAAGACGGGACGAAGCAAAGCCAGCCACCAUGGGGACCAAAGCAUUGCGGAGUCAGAGUCUGGGGUUAGAAAAAUUGAAGUGCAUCAGACAUGGCUCGCACGCCUUUUUGGUGUGAAGCCGGCGACAAGCCACAUGUGCCUUGUCGUGUCUCGCAAGCGUGCACGCCAAGAGCUCGCCAUCCUGCUGAAGGACUGGCGGCGAUAUGGAAUCCGCGACAUCCAGGUGGAUAAGGAGAGAAACGUCGUGUUCGCCCGCAUUGGGUCGAAGAACUACCUGAACAUCAAGGAAGUUUCUUUUGCCAUGGAGAUCAUGACAGUCAUCGAGCACGGCAAGCGAGGGUCCUUGAGCAUUGUGCGUUUCACACAGGAACGAGGGGCCGCCAGCAGCUUUCAGAAGGUCGUGGACACGAUCAAGUCGGUAUUUGGAUCGCGUCACCUGCUGGUGACGGACAAGCGCAAGUCGAAGAUGAUGAUUAAGACGCUGAACUCAUGA